Messenger RNA from Scatophagus argus, 4477 nucleotides. It is a transcript of the gene aplp2, whose product is annotated as amyloid beta (A4) precursor-like protein 2. Bases 263 to 2560 code for a protein of 765 amino acids. Lineage: Eukaryota; Metazoa; Chordata; Actinopteri; Scatophagidae. Gene Ontology annotation, cellular component: membrane. Gene Ontology annotation, molecular function: transition metal ion binding; serine-type endopeptidase inhibitor activity; heparin binding. The record is from RefSeq and is a predicted model, not a curated record. The transcript is spliced from 18 exons. Gene Ontology annotation, biological process: central nervous system development; axonogenesis.
GGCAGCGGAGGCAGAGCAGCCGCGCCACAGACCACUCAGUCCACAUUUCCAGAGGACACCGACACUCCAACGCGCCCUCCAACAUUUUCUGUCGAGCUCGGGUAACAAAACAAGCGGAGCAGGACUCGUGUCGCUCUCCGGGGACACAUUGUCACAUUGUACCCAGGAGCUGCUUUGCUCCGUGUUCUUCGGGACGUCACUUUACGCAUAUAGCUCUCGGGAUAUAAGUUAUUUACAGUAGCAUAACCGGAGAUCCUGGAAGAUGGGUUCAGUCCCGGCGAUAUCGGUCCUUAUUUUGGGCAUUGUGGUCCCAGCGCUGGCCGGCUACAUUGAGGCGCUUGCAGCCAAUGCAGGCACAGGAUUUGCCGUGGCCGAGCCCCAAGUGGCAAUGUUCUGCGGAAAGCUCAACAUGCACGUCAACAUUCAGACCGGCCGCUGGGAACCCGACCCAUCCGGAACCAAGAGCUGCGUAGGAACCAAAGAGGGUGUGCUGCAAUACUGCCAGGAGAUGUAUCCCGAGCUCCAAAUCACAAACGUGGUGGAAGCCAACCAGCCGAUUCGCAUUGAGAACUGGUGCAAGAAGGAGAAGAAGGUGUGCAAAGGGCAUGCCCAUAUUGUGGUGCCUUAUAAAUGCUUAGUGGGCGAAUUCGUGAGUGACGUGCUCCUGGUUCCAGAGAAGUGCAAGUUCUUCCACAAGGAGCGUAUGGACAUGUGCGUCAGCCAUCAGCAGUGGCACGGAGUGGCCAAAGAGGCCUGUGCGAAAAGCUCCAUGGUGCUGCACAGCUACGGCAUGCUGCUGCCCUGCGGCAUCGACAAGUUCCACGGCACCGAGUACGUCUGCUGCCCUGCCUCUCGCACCGGGGAGUCCGCUCCACCUUCCUUGCCAUCCCAGGAGGAGGACGAAGAGGAGGAGGUAGAGGAUGAGGAGAUUGACGAGACCGAUCUGAUUGAGGAGGAGAACAGCGAGACUCCAGCCGAUGAGGAGCCCACACAAAAGGAGGAGCCGGUGGAUGAGGAGGAAGACGAGGAGGAGGAGGAAGAUGAGGAGGAGUACCACUAUGUCUACGAGGACGAGGAGGCAGAUAAGGAGGACGAGGAUGAGAAGAAAGAGAGCAGCAAAAUGUCAGAAGGCCAAGAUGAGGACAAGACUCUGCAGGAAGUGAAAGCGGUGUGCACCCUGGAGGCUGAGACCGGCCCCUGCCGCGCCUCCAUGCCCCGCUGGCACUUCGACAUGACACAGAGGAAGUGCGUGCGCUUCAUAUACGGGGGCUGCGCCGGCAACCGCAACAAUUUCGACUCAGAGGAGUACUGCAUGGCCGUGUGCAAACGCCUGACCAUGCCGCCGACUCCUCAGCCCACCGAUGAUGUUGACAUUUACUUUGAGACCCCGGCUGAUGACAAGGAGCACAGUCGCUUCCAGAGGGCCAAGGAGCAGCUGGAGAUCAGGCACCGCAACCGCAUGGAGAGGGUAAGAAAAGAGUGGGAAGAGGCUGAUCGCCAGGCUAAGAACCUGCCCAAAGCUGAGAGGCAGACAUUGAUCCAGCACUUCCAGGCCAUGGUGGAAUCCCUGGAGGAGGAGGCAGCCAGCGAGAAGCAGCAGCUGGUGGAGACUCACCUCGCCCGGGUGGAGGCCAUGUUGAAUGACCGGCGCCGUCUGGCCCUGGAGAACUACCUGGCUGCCCUGCAGGCCGACCCGCCCAGGCCCCACCGCAUCCUGCAAGCCCUGCGAAGGUACGUCCGCGCCGAGAACAAGGACCGCCAGCACACCAUCCGCCACUACCAGCACGUCCUGGCUGUGGAUCCUGAGAAGGCGGCUCAGAUGAAGUCACAGGUGAUGACCCACCUGCGCGUCAUCGAGGAGAGGAUGAACCAGAGUCUGUCCCUGCUCUACAAAGUACCUUACGUGGCCGACGAGAUUCAGGAUGAAAUCGACGAGCUCCUCCAGGAGCAGAAGGCCGACAUGGACCAGUUCCUGUCGUCUAUCUCCGAAUCGCAGCCAGAUGUCACCGUCUCGUCAGAGGAGAGCGUGGAAGUCCCCGCGUCCGAGGGGAAACCCUACCGGCCCAUCCAGGUCACAUCCCUGGGAUCCCGCUCAGAGCCAGAGGGCGAUCUAUCAGACUCCCCACGUGCCUUCAAGAAAGGCUCCGCCAUGUUGGGUUUAGACGGUCUGAUAGGCGCUGAGGAGAGAAUCAUCAACAGCAAACCCAAGAUCAGCAACAACGUGGUGAUUGAUGAGUCUCUGGAUGUUAAAGAAGUGGUUUACAGUGCAGAGAGAGUCAGCGUUAUGCAUGAUGAUGAGCUGGAGACCUACCGUCCCCUGGGAGAGGACUUCAGCUUCGGGAGCAGCGCGCUGAUUGGCUUGCUGGUGAUCGCGGUGGCCAUAGCAACUGUGAUUGUGAUCAGCCUGGUGCUGCUGAGGAAGAGGCAAUACGGCACCAUCAGCCACGGCAUCGUGGAGGUCGACCCCAUGCUGACACCGGAGGAACGCCACCUCAGCAAGAUGCAGAACCACGGCUACGAAAACCCCACCUACAAAUACCUAGAGCAGAUGCAGAUCUAACUAGCGCCUACAGGGGGAGCUGUGGAGUCUGACAGAGGAUGGCAACUGAGGGGGGACAUACUACUGACCAAUAACAUAUGCUAUUGUUAAAAAAAAAAUCAUUUAUAUCCAAACUCCAUUUACUGGUUUGUUCAAAACAAUCCUUAAGUAAUGCUACUACUUCUACUACUGCUACUAUUGUACUAUAGAGCUCUUUUUGAUCAUGUUUCUUUUGAAAAGGUGACGUAUCUGCCACUUUGCAUUAUGAAUGAUGAUGUGAUUCCGCAGAUUUCUCUGUAAUUAUCAAUACAGCUAUCUCAGAUCAAGAUGUAGAACAUUUCCUCGGACGGUUUCUUUAUUUCUGAAAGUGAAAUUUAAAUGUUUUUUCGAGCAGCCAUCCUCAAACCGGCGCACCGGACGCCAAACGUUUCGGCUCUCCAACACUCAAAGUGUCAUUCAUGCAGUUCCUGAUGGUUUCCUCCAAAAGAAUUGGUGUUUUAUUUUGUUUUGUUCUGUUUUUUUCCCUCUCGAUAGAUUGCUUGUAUAUGAAGGUUCUUUGUACCGAUUAAAAUGUAUAGUGAAACAACAAAUGAGAAAAAAAUGAAAUCAUGACUUACUUACUUUCUGUUCUUUGUUAUGAUAACAAAGUAUACAUAUACAGUUUAAAUAUAUAUAAGAGUAGAUGUUUUUAUUCCACCUUUUUAUUUUUUCCCUGGAAAGAGGUUUUAAGUCGGUUUAGGGUUCCUGAGUGGCGUUGGCAGGCGCACUGUGAGAAAGAGUCUGGGAAGGUGAAGGUGUGCACAGACCCCCCAGCUCAAACACAUCAGCCUACUCUAAGCCCUUACUAAGUGAAUGUGCAAAUGUAUCUCCUCCUACACACACGAAACAGAACACAUCAGCUGAUUGAUACAUCAUUGAAUGUAUUUUGGACCCUUGUUUUAUUCCAUAUUUUGUACCGGACAAGUUCCCAUGUUCCCAUGUGGAUUUCAUUUUAUCACAGGCAUCGUGACACUGGGCUAUGACAUGCACCACAAACUGACAAACAGGCGUUGUUUAUUUGUUCGUUUUCUUGUUUAUUUUGUUUGUGUAAAAUUAUGUAAAGCAAACAACAACAACAACAACAAAGUAUCAGAAAAGCACCUUUGAAAACAUAUCCUGGGGAUGAUGUGCAAACACGUUACUGGAGAAGCUGUUGGCUUUGCUGGUCAUAAAGCGGUGGACAGAACGAAACAGGGCCGGCCCAAAGGCUCGAGGGCCAGACUGCCACCGGUGGGUGGGUGGGGGGGGGCUAAAAUGGAGCAAAAAAGUACUACAUUCGACAAAUAAUCGCAAUGGCUACUAAAAUGAAAUUCUGCAAUCUGGAUGUGGGGAUUUGGGCACCCAGAAAGGCUCGGGCCGGCCCUGGAUCGAAGCCAACUGAAGACUCGGAGCUGGAGGUCUGUGCAGGCAGACAGAGAGACGCACAGAAAGACAAAGUCUGGAGAGCUGGUUCCUGAAAACUGGUGUAUUUUUACAGAUUGAGAACGACACAAAUGAGUAAAAUGAAUCCUAGAAUCCUCUUUUCUCUCUCUCUCUCUCUCUUAGUAUUGUCUUUGUAUGCCUGUAUAGUUGAUGUUGCAAUCAUGGCUUUUUUCCAGGAUUACCUGUGGUGUGCAUUGUUCUUAUAUGAAAUGAUAUGAUAUAUAUUUUUAAGUUUGUUUUCUUGUUUUCUAUUUCUUCUCUUCCUGUGACAGUAUCUCUGUAUGUGACUGUCUCACUAUGCACCCAAACGGCUUCAAUCUUGUAACUGCCUGCUUGACUGUGGGAGGGGACUGAGAACUAAUAAAAUAUGCAUAUUAGUGAUUUAAAAAAAAAAAACCCUGAUUGACACCAACUGAAACAGAUUUAUGAUUGGGAGGGGGGGGGUACACAUCAAUAAACAUAAACUCACAACUUCCA